Molecule: messenger RNA, 188 nt
Organism: Dentiscutata erythropus
Lineage: Eukaryota; Fungi; Glomeromycota; Glomeromycetes; Diversisporales; Gigasporaceae
Source: the annotation of a GenBank genome assembly
AUGUCUGAAAAAACCUCUCCUAAACUUUCUUAUGAAAAUACUGAAGUAACUGUAUUUUCGAAUCAAGAUUAUUCCGACAAUGUUAAUCGAAUUAAAAGAGUAAAUGAAUUAGAGGAUGAUAUAAAAUCAUAUAAUAAUGAAAUUGUACAAAAAAAUGAAAAACUCGACUUAACUGUUAAAAAUUUAAU